AUGAGCCUAUUCUAUAAGGGUUGGUUUGCUAAAAUAAUUGAGAUCAAAGAAGAUACCGAUUCACAAGAAGGAAUACUGGGGCAUGGAGGUUAUGGGAUUGUCUAUAGAGGGAAGAUGAAGAUUGAAAACAUAAAUAAUUCAAUGGAAACAAAAGAAGUUCCUAUAGCUAUAAAAAGAAUUUAAAUUUCAACUGAUUAGUAAAAAAAAUGAUAUUUUAGAAAUCAAAAAACACAGAUAGAAUAUAUAAAAAGAGAACUUUCAGUAUAUGAGUAAAUUAAAUCAAAAAAUAUAGUUUAAUUGUACGGGAGUGAAUAAAAGGAUAAUUAUUACUAUUUAUAUUUAGAAUUAUGCGAUGGAAAUCUUUUGAAUUAUAUAACUGAUGAGAAUGGAGAUGCACCACUUAAGGAAGAGGAAGCACUUAGAUAUUUCAUAAAAAUUUAUGAUACUCUUUAAUUGUUGAAGAACUCUGAAUAUGAAAGAACUGGAGAUAAAUUAAUGACAUCUUUGUAUCAUAGAGAUAUUAACGUUAAAAAUAUUCUUUACAAAAAGAGUAAAACAGGAAAUCGGAUAAAAUUAUGUGAUUUUGGUAUAUCUCAAUAUUUAGCUGAUUCAGAUCAUAAAAAUUAAAAAAGGCUUGUGACCUUAAAUAUGGGAACUCAAGUAAAAAUAUACGAUUUCAAAUCUAGUAUUUUAUGAGUCCAGAGAAUAAUCAGCGAAAAUUGUAUGACUUAGAAAAAAAUGAAACUUGGAGUUUAGGAAUAUUACUAUUUUGCCUACUAUUUGGUUAUUAAUUAUUCCGUAAUAAUUGCAAAAAAUUUUAACCUGAUUCUAGUGAGGAUCAUUUUAAACUUAUAAAUCAACUUACAGAUUCUAUUGAGGUAAAGUAAUUAUUAUUCGGAUUAUUACAAAAAGACCCAUCAAACAGAAUUUGCUAUCAAUAAAUUAGGGAUUCUUAAUGUUAUAAAUUGUAUGGAAAUACUUCAUUCAAAAAAUCUUACAUUCCUCAAAGUAUUUAUCAUCUAAUAGAAAGAUCAAUUUGAAUAUUUAACCUAAUUAUUUAUAACUAUGGAUCGAAAUCUAUUCAAUUAAAUUCCUUAAGAUCUACUAUUUAUGAUAUUCUAUCAUUAUAAAAAUUGGGUCUAUAAACAAUGUGAUAAUUAUAGUGGAUUUUAUAAGAUGAUAGACUAAAAAGAUCUGUUCCUAUCUGCCCCAAAAAAUUUAAUUGUUUAUGGUAUGAUACCAAUAUAUUUAUCAAAAUUAUAUUAGUUUUUUCAAAAUAUACAAUUUGAAACAGAAACACAGAAUGAUGACUAAGUCAUCUCAUUUUGGAGAAAAGUCACUUAAUUAAAUAAAAGGUUUAUGUAUUAAGAUAAGCAAAAGUAUUAUUUAAUUAAUAUUCUUUCUGAAAUUCUUGAUAAAUUAUAGCUUGAAUUAUGUAGACUUUAAGAGUAAAAUGUAGAAUUGAACAAAAAAGUAACUUAAAAAAAAGAAAAUAAAAAAUAAGAAAAAUUAAAUAUAAAAAUAUAAACUAUAAAAUAAUAGGAGAAUCAAAAACAAAAUUAAUUUAAUCAAUUGAAUGAAUUGAUUUUAAAUUUAACACAAUAUUUUGAAUGGAAAAUGUAAAAUCCUUAUGAUUCUUAAUUUAAAUAAUUGAAAAAAUAUAAUUGA
Messenger RNA from Paramecium pentaurelia, 1668 nucleotides. The record is from the annotation of a GenBank genome assembly. NCBI's taxonomy places the organism in Eukaryota, Ciliophora, Oligohymenophorea, Peniculida, Parameciidae.